Suillus paluster is the source of this 841-nucleotide messenger RNA. RefSeq lists its product as uncharacterized. The record is from RefSeq and is a predicted model, not a curated record. The transcript has 4 exons. The coding region runs from base 270 to 806 and encodes 178 amino acids. NCBI's taxonomy places the organism in Eukaryota, Fungi, Basidiomycota, Agaricomycetes, Boletales, Suillaceae.
GUCGUUACUAGCGUUCUCACAGCUGAUCUUACUCUGGGUCUGCGAUGGAUGCCAGUUGGCUUCCACGUGACAGUACAAGCUGAUGGUACUGAAUGGCAGACGAGCAACAAACCUGUACUUGUAGAUCAGGCCAUCGUCGAAUGAUACGACCACACACUUCUGCAAGUCAUCCUUCUUGUCUUCCCUGCAGGUAUUGAGAAAGUUCUAGUCCAUACAAGCCAUCUUCUAGAGUUCAAGCCAGUUGUAUACCUCAUUUGAAUUGGGUACCCAUGCUCGGUCAUGGAGAACACCUCCGCACAUUCGAGAUCCUCGUUAGAGAAUUACUGGAACGCAACGCAGAAAAAAUUCACGUCCUUUCGUCUUUCAGCCCAAGUACGGGCGAUAUCGUAUCCUCAUGUACUUCGCUCUUUGCCACUGUGGAGCAGCAAGUUUCUUAUGUAGACGACACUACGGUUUUUUGCCCGAUUGUUCCUUCGACAUCCUGCGACACACAUGCAUUGAGACUCAUGACGGAUGCAGGACAUCGUCUUCUUGUGCGCUUUCACAGGACACAAGAUUAUAGGGAUCUAGACCGAUCCAUCAAGGAAUUCGAACGCACCUCUGAUCUCUGCCUCAUUGAUCGUCCCUGCCGCCCUGCAGCACUGCCAAAUUUAGCUAUCACGAAGUUCGUCAGUUUCCAGGUUAAUGGAACCUACCUCGACCUCAACAUCCCCAUCUCUCUCUUCCAAGACGCCCUUCGGUUACGUCCUACCAGUCAUCCGGACCGGCCCGUCAUCCAGCUCCAUCUUGCCAUUGCUCUGUUGUGAUGCUUUGCGACACGGGGAUUUCAAGCAGAUGCUGG